UUCUUCAAAUGCAUUUCCAACGAGGCUGAAACUAAAAUCAACAAAAAAAUGGGCAAAAAUACGUUCAAGUUUCAAUCAUUCUCAAACCUCAUAGCGGGAAUCGACAUCCGGAAAAAAACUUUGUACAACAUCGAGCACAAAUACGAGACGAAAAACGAUGAAGCCUCCUUCUUUUGCGAUGCCAUGCAAAAGUGGCGAACACUCAAUUUGACCAACGAAUUUGUGCAAUUGGACAAAGAUUUGUCGCAGGUGCAAAAUUUAACACAAUUAAUCCAUCAAAAGGAGCGCGUUUGUGCAUAUCUCGUGGAUGUUUUUAACCGCACGACGGAAGAUUCGUUACAGGCCGUGUUGGAAAUUGUCACUGCUGUCGCUCGUGAUCUCUCGGAGGAUUUUUAUCCGUAUUUCAGCGACAUUUUUGCACAUUUGACGAGUCAUCUUCAAACGAAAAAUGCAGAAAAGCUUGAAUGGGUCCUCAAAUGCAUGGCAUUGCUCUUUAAAUUCCUCAAAAAGAGCAUUAAAAAGGAUUUUGCGGCAGUUUUUCAUAAAAUUCUGCCACUUUUGGCGUCAGAUGAACACAUUGUCAACUUCAUAGCUGAAUGUUUCGCCUUUGUAACUCGCGAAAUCGGCAAAUCUCGUGAUUUUUUGGUUUUUGUGCUGAGUUCCAUCGACGAAGAGCACAUUACGGGAUGCGGAAGACUCUUUUUCGAGAUGAUUCAUGGCGUGGCAAACACUUUUCACUUGGAAGCAAAGCCAAUUUUGACACUUUUGUACGAGUCGUUGUUCGACAAGUCCUUGAAACGGGAAGUUUUGUACAAAAUUCACGUGCAACUGAUGACAGACAUGCUCGAGUUGAUCGACAAAAAACACCUAAACAUCUUUUUGAGCGUUUUUUACGCAAAUUUGAAGAAAUCUUUUGACGUUUACGAGAACGACAAGAAAUCUUUGGAGUAUUUUCUGCUUUUGCUCGGGCAAUUAAUUGAAGGAGCAAAAAUUGACGUUCAACCGUUGGAGCAUGUCUUCAAAGUAUUCGAUUGCGAUGUUGACGACGAGAUUUUGGGAAUCAUUAGUAAACUCGCAUCCGCGAUAAUUUUAUCGAAAAACUCAAAUGUGACAGAUAUCGAGUGUAAUCGAUUAGCGAAAAAAGUGAUGAUGAUCAAAAAUACGGAAAUUGUGAAGGAAUUUGUGUUUGCAACGAUCGAUGCGACGCCUUUUGAUGUCAUCAUCAUGCCCGAAGUCAUUCGGUAUGUCGCCAAAAAUUGCAAUUCAGACAUGAUGGAAGCUCUUGCUAAAAUUUUCAUACAGAAAAAUUGCGUUCAAGCUGAUUUAGAAGCAGACUCAAAUUCGUACCUCUAUCCCAACGAAAUGAUCGCCAAAUCCAUAAAAUCUUCAAUUUCGGUAUCUUGCAAGGCGCGAAAUGUAACUGCCGAGACCCUUUCCGGGAUUUUAUGCCUUCCGCACGUCACUAAAUCGAUUGAUACUGCAACUUUAAAGGAUCUGAAGACAUUAACAACGCACAUUAACGAGAAAUUAUCCUCGGAUUUCACGAAAAAUGACUUAAUUUUGUUGCAAAUGCUUCACAGGACGAGAACCAAGCUGUCGGAUGACUCGUGUGUAGCUGAAUGUUCAUCAACGAUCACGAAAAUUGCAUCAUCUGUGACAAAUUUGACAAAUCUCAAUGCCUUGCAGCUAUUAAAUACGUGUUUGAAUGUCCUCAAAAGCGCUGAGGAUGACCAAAAAUUGGAUGAAGAGCUAAAAAAUUCAUUAAAAUCGAGUUUAAUUCGAAAUUUGGCGUCACACAAUUCGAACAUUCGACUUUUCACGAUCAAAUGUCUUUCGAACUUGGAUGAAAAUGAGGUUUAUGACGUCAUGCAAGAAGUAGAAGAGCGAAAUUUGGAUCCUUUUACUUACAAGGAACACCUAAUCUUGUACGAUCGGUUGAAAGUAGCUGCCUUGAAGGAAGAUGACAUCAAAUUAACUGUUCUGCAUUUCUUCUACGGGGUUUUGUGGAAGAAUUUUAAGCUCAUCUGGGAUCCCGUUAUCACCAAAAUUCAAGAAUUAAGUGAAGUUAUUCCAAUUUCGGCUUUUUGGGAGUCUUUCAAGGAACAACUUUGCUCUGUCGAACCUGAAAAUUCAACAGAAACGGAUGAAAAUGAAGAUUCUGAGGAUAUUUUCAGUGAAUUAUCGCGACAUUUCCAACAAACGAGCGAACCUUUUGAUCGAAUCUGUCAUCGGCAACUUUUGUGGAAAGCUCUUACUAAACUCGAAUGUUGCGACAUAAAAAAUCGCGAUAUUGUCGAAAUUUAUUUAAAAUUUCAUAAGGAUGAGUUUUUGUACGAACAUGACGACGAAGCCGAUGACGACGAGGAAGAAACGAAUGACAAGCCAAGUCAUUCGGCGAAACAAAAAUUAAUAAAAUCGCAUUUGGAAGUCUUUCAUGCGAUGAAAAAUUCGCCUCAGAUCUACAAAAAAGCCGAAGUUUGUGAGACUUUUAAAAAUUUAAUCACAUCGCGCGAGAAAGAAGUCUCCGUUUUGGCGUUAAAAUGCCUUUUGCAGUCAAAAUUCAACAAAAUUCUCACCGAAGACGCACGAAAUACGUUAAUUGAGCUCCUUGAAGGCAAAAUUCCGGAAGAAGUUACGAAAAUUAAUAAAAUUAUCCCGUUGGAACAUCACACGGAGCUAAUUGACAUCGUGAUGCGCAUCGUUCAUGCCCGACUUUUAACGCGCCCAAGCAAAACGGAUCGCAUGACAUAUCUCAUUCACAAACGAAAAGUCCUUGGAUUCCUAAAAAAUUUCUCCAAAACUGACGUGAACAAAUUUUUCCACAUUUCCUUCGACGCCGUUGACGAACUUCAACCCGACAGCAAGCGAAUCAACAAAAAAUUCCUGUCAGCGAAUUUGCAGUUACUGAAUUUAAUUUUAACCGAAUUGAGCGGAAAUGUCGACGACGAAGGCGUAAAAUUCCUGAUUCAACUUCUCGUGCGAAUAAUUUCCGUCACCAAAGGGCUCGAGUAUGAAGCGGAAAUCCGUGCGAAGGUCUUCGGGAACUUGUGUCUCGUUUUUGAGCAAUUUGUGGAAUUUAAGUUUACCGAAAAAAUCCUCGGGGAAGUUUUUGAUGUCUUUGUUUGGCCUUUUUUGAGCCAUUUUGAGAGUGAUUGCAAAGUAUCGGCGAGCGGAUUGAUGAAACUUUUCAUCGAAUGGAGCAAAAAUGCGAAAUAUUUCACGUUUUUGGAACGAAAACCGGAGUUGAAGACGAUAAAGACGCCAAUUUUUCACAUUAUUCAGCUGUUAAAGAGUGAAAAUACAGCAAAGGACAUCAAAAUUACGAUUUAUAAUUUACUUACGAGAAUUGUGGAGGAGAAUACAAGUGCUGCGGAGCCUACGGAACUGUUGAAACCGUAUCACGAGACAUUACUGAUGGCUAUGAAGGAUGAUGUCACACAUGGAGCGAUCGAAUUGGAUAAAUUAGACAUCAUGCCGUUGUUACAUGUGCUUCAGGAGGACAAAAAUAUCGAAGGUGUUAAUGAAUUAGUGGAAAUUUUCUUGAAUGUUCUGUAUCAUAAAAAAACCUCGAAGGACACGGAAAAAGUUCGUGCCAUCCUCGAUCUCAUCAGUAAUUCUGUGCAUAAAAUCACAAAUGUCAGUGAAUUUCUUCAAAAGUUGUCGCCGCUCUUUGAUUCUAUCGUUGAAAUUGAAAAUCGGAAGCUUUUAUGUAAAACAGCGAAAAAUUUACUCACCAAAAAUGACGCCCAACUCGCUUUAUGCAGCAUAAUCGAACAUUUUAACGCUUUGGAUCGUCGUUGGACCAACCAACCUGACUACAAUCGUCGUUACGAGGCAUUUUCCUUGAUCGACAAUUACGUGGCGCAUCACAAAUGGAGCACGGACUUCAUUUUUGUCAUUUUUCACAGUUGCAUGCACAUUCUAACGUACGACCAAGACAUCUUUUUGCGAAAUCAGACAACGAAAUAUCUCUUUUUGAUGUUCAAUGAGCUCGAUAAGGACUUGGAAGCAUCCCAAAUUGAGUUUUUGAUUAAUAAUUUGUUCCUGACGACGAUUUCGGCGAAACUUAAGGACCCAAAAUUGAAAUGCCGCACCGAAUGUAUCCAAUUGUUGGGAAUUUUGGUGUCAAAGUAUCCCGAAGCGAAUACUGUUUUGGAUGAUUUGAAGGUUUUGUCGAAUAAGAAGGAGACUGAGCACGAUUUCUUCGAGAAUGUCACGCAUUUGCAGGAAAAUAUGCAACACAAGGCAAUUAUGAAGUACAUUAAGAUGUUGCAAGGCGAUGGGAUUCAAUUUCAAAGUCAACUGACGUUGGUGAAUUUCGUUCUUCCGAUUUUGAGUUAUUACAUUUGCAACGAAGAGUAUCGGAAAAAGUCGAAAAUUGUUGAAGUAGCAACGAUGGCGAUUACGCAGACAGCUGGAGUGCUUGCUUGGAAGAAUUAUGAGGCAUUGCUGAAGUUUUAUUUGCAGAAAUUGCAGAAAGAAACUGUUUUCCGGAAGCAAAUGAUAAAUAUUUCUGUUGGGAUUUUGAAUUCUUUUCAUUUCAAGGAGGAGUGUAAGGCAAUUCCAAUGGAAAUCGACGACGAAUCACCUGAACAAGCUCCCAAAACUGACAGAAUCCUCAAAAGCAUCCUCAAGGACAUCCUUCCAUCUCUAAUGAAAAUCAUGAAUGCCCCUUCGGUAAAAGUCUCAACUCCCGGCUCGAGUGCCGACAAACGCGAACAAAAAUACAACGCGGAUCGCGAAAACGUUCUCAUUUUAUCGCUCGCCCAAGCCCUCAUCAAACUUCUGCAAAAACUCCCAAAAGAUCAUUUUGACCAACCAUUCACGAGUGUCGUCUACAAAGUUUCGUAUUACCUGAAAUCCACGUCGAAAGCAGUUCGCAUCAUCGCCAAAGACACUUUACGUAAAAUUUUGAUCGCUGUUGGUCCGAGUCACUUGGAAAAAAUCAUAAAUCACUUGUCGAGCUGUUUAACGCGCUCCAACGAAAUUCACGUGUUGACUGUGAACGUUAAUAGUUUAAUUGAAGCGAUUCGACCUUCCUUGAAACCCGCGCAUUUGGAGGCAGUUUUACAAGUUGUGCUCCAAAUCUGCUUGAAUGACAUCUUUAAACCGCAGGAUUCUUAUCGGAACGGCAUGAAACUCCAAAAUCGUCGAAAUGAAGCGAAACCCAGCAAAAAAAGUUUCUUAACUCUGGAAAUGUUGGCUGCCGGGAUAUCGGAAAAGUGUAUUUUAGACUUAAUUACUCCGAUAAAGGAAAAAUUAUCAAUUUGUCACUCGACAACGCAAGUUCAGAAAAUCCAAGAAUGCUUCAAUAAAAUCGUAAAUGGCUUGUGCAAAAAUGAAAACAUCGAAAAAGAAGCUUUAUUGACGUUGGCUUAUGGAAUUUUGUCCGAAAGCAUCGACGAACUCAAAAUUAACAAAGAAAAUCGGGAAGUCACCGACAAAAAUAUCAAUCGGAAAAAGUUAAAAGUGAACGGAGACUCACUUUUGAUCCCAUCAGAGCCCGGAAGGAAGGGAAGUGUCAACCAAAAAGUCGAUAAAUGGAAGGGAAAGUCAAAUGCAUCGCUUCUCCCCUUAUUUGGACUCCAAAUUUUGCAUACCUUGUUGAAGCAAAAACUCGUUGUUGGUGCCAAAUUUCGUGAAUACCUCGACUUACACAUCUCAAAUUUGCUGAAAUUCAUCGAAGAUGUCGAAGUUAAAGUCAAAAUCUCGGCGCUGAAGUGCAUGACGUGCAUCUGGAAGUUUCAGUACAAAUCGGAGACUUUGCUGCAAACGGAACCGAGCAUCGUAAAAAAUAUUUUCGAGAUCGUGCGAAAAUUUGUGGACCAAACCAUCGUUCGAAAAGACGAAAAUUUGCAAUUAAUUAAAAGUGCGUUCAAGGCGUUGAUUGUUUUCAUCAAAAAUGUUCGUCCCGGAGUUUUUGUGCCCACACAAAUCGAGCUGAUGUUGUCUUACGUGCAAAAUGAGAUGGAAAAUCCCAAUGAAAAUGCCAUGGCUUUCGCUCUGCUUCGUGCGAUCAUCGAAAAAAAGCUACAAUCGAAGACGAUCGCCAUUGUCGCGAAAAAAGUCGCCGAAUUAAGUAUUUAUUCGGAAUACGAAUGGGUCCGAAACGAGAGUAAACUCAUAAUUCAAGCUCACAUCAAAAAUUACCCAUCAAAGCUGAACGAAGACUUUUACAUUAAGCAUUAUAUCAAGCAUCAACGCAACGAACUCAAGUAUCUCCAACCGUCGGCACCGAUAAUGAUGAAAAGUAUCGUCACCCUCAUCCGGCAAGAUGUUCUCGAGAACCAUUGGGCGGCGAUUUUGGAGUGUCUCACGAAAUUUUUGAUCUACAAGGACUUGGAGCACGUCGAAAAUCAACUUCGAGACCCGAUAAAAGUCAUGUUUAACCGUUUCACGAACGAUCAACUCGAAAAUUUGCUCAAAUUGGUAACGGAUCAACUGGAUAGCGAUGAAAUCCCCAAUAAACGGGUCGGGGUGAAGCUCUGUGAUUGUCUUCUCGAGACCAAAAAAGAGUAUUUUUCGCAGAAAAUGUCAGAUUUGAUACCGAAAUUGAUGAUUUGUUUGAUGCCGCGGCUCGUAAAAGAUGUCCCCGGAAAAUUUGUGUUGCUAAAUCAUGGAGUUGAGACGAAAAAUAACGCAAAAAAAGACAAAGAGGAUGAUAAAACACGACAUUUGGUAGUAGAUACGCUCCGUUUUAGUCUCAGACUGUUGGAGGAAUUCCCUUUGAACGUAAAAAAUGCGGAUUCGAUGCAGUUGGCUACUUCAAUAAUUACUUCCCGAAGCAACUUUUUCGAAGAAAUGAGCGCUAAACGGGUGAAAUUGCUUUUUGUUCAAAUAUUGGAUCGAAUUUUGUCGCAAAUAUCACGAGAAAAACUCUUAGAAGCGUUAAAAGACAAUAAAUUAGUUGAUGGAGUACCUUUCGAGGAACCGCAAGAUGAAAUUCGAGACUUGACAGAAAAAAUUGUCGAAGAAAUUCAUUUCACAGAUUCGAACGAAGCCUUUAUGGAAAGUGUUAACAACGUGAUUUUAGCAAUAAUUGAACCUCUGGCGUCACUUUAUAAGCCAGACAUGACAAUGAGACAGCUGAAAACGUUCAGUUUCGUGUGGCUCAAUAAAAUUCUGAAGGAAAUGUUGAACAAAGCGACGGAAAAUAUGAAACAAGAGGAGUAUCAUUCGACUUUAUUGAAAACAAAAAUUUAUGAUUGUUUGGGAAAAAUUGUGGAAAAACUCUCGUGUGAGAAUAUUUUGGUACUUUAUAAGACUCUGAUUAUGUGUCAGUACAAAGACAUGACGGACGAAAGUCAUUCCGAAGUGAAGGAAUGUUCAAAUGUAGUUUGGCAGAAAAUUGUCAAAAAAUUCGAGAAUGAACCCGAAUUGUGGGCAAAAAUGCAGGAAAUUUACAGUCAUGCAAGACAAGCGAGCGAAAUGGAGCAGAGGAAGAAAAUGAGUAAAAGAAAAGCUUUUGAUAUCGGAGGGAAACCGAAGAAACCCAAAACGGUUUAAAAUUUAAUUAAAUUUUAAAAAUUUAAGUUUAAUUUCGAUUUAAUUUAGGAAAAAUACAAAUAUUGAUGAAAAAAUAUAAAAAUUAUUUUAUGAAAUUAUAAAAAAUGAGAUUUAUGAAUGAACUAAAAAAAUUAUGAAGAGGCUUCAAAUUUGGAAA
Molecule: messenger RNA, 7663 nt
Organism: Culicoides brevitarsis
Lineage: Eukaryota; Metazoa; Arthropoda; Insecta; Diptera; Ceratopogonidae
Product: small subunit processome component 20 homolog
Exons: 6
Coding region: 49-7506 (2485 amino acids)
Cellular component (GO): small-subunit processome; 90S preribosome; nucleolus
Source: RefSeq, a predicted model, not a curated record